CUGAAUUGUAUUUGUGUAAAAACAAAAUCAAUAAACAAAUAUAAAAGGAAAUAACAAAAAUAAAAAAUCUACAAGGUUAAUCUUGUAUGUAGAUGUCCUGAUAAAUUCGAUACAGGGAAGAAAUGGCCCAGUCAACACAAAUACCGCAAUCACCCUCUGCAAAGGGGAAUAAUGGCGUCGCAACAGAAAAUGUGACACCUGAAAGUGAAUUUGAAGGAUUUCACAACUACACAGCUGCAGAAGUAUUCAUCCAAGGGCUGGCAGGCUUAGUCAAUCAAGGGGAUGUGGAAACCAUGAUACGUGCACAAAAGCAAAUGCUACAGCGUUUUGAAAAAACUAAUGAGAUGAUGUUAAACUGUAAUCAAUUGUCACAAAGUCGGUUAAAAAAUGCAAAUGAUGAUUUCAAAAAGCAUGUAAAAUUGUUAACAGAAAUGAAGAAGGAUCUUGAUUACAUUUUCCGUAAAGUGCGAUCCAUUAAACAGAAAUUAAGUCAGCAGUAUCCACUAGCUUACGCUGAAGCCCAACCUCAAAGAAACAGCUUAGCUGAAGAGGCGGAAGAUGAUUCAGAAGCGGCGCGUUCAAGAUCGGUAGAAGAGCAAAGAAACGGAGAAAAUACUCUCAUUACAGCUGACACAAUUGGGAAAAAGAAUGCAGAAACUUUAAAGAAAAGUACGACAGUCGAAUAUGUCCAAAUGGAAGAGGCAGUUGACAAUGGCAAACCAAUUGAGAAUGAGCUUAUUAAACGAGUUUGUUCAAUUGAAACAACAAAUCCAAAUGAUUCUUCAGACUGCACAUCUGAGGAUACAGGAUAGACCAUAUUAAAUUCCAAUAGUUUUUAUUAUUCAUAUAAUAUCUUCAAAUUUAACUUAUGAAAUCCACAUUCACACAUAGAGUUAAUAUACAUAUUUAGUUAAAAUAUUA
Molecule: messenger RNA, 921 nt
Organism: Anastrepha ludens (Mexican fruit fly)
Lineage: Eukaryota; Metazoa; Arthropoda; Insecta; Diptera; Tephritidae
Product: kxDL motif-containing protein CG10681
Exons: 2
Coding region: 123-812 (229 amino acids)
Biological process (GO): lysosome localization
Cellular component (GO): BORC complex
Source: RefSeq, a predicted model, not a curated record